CUCAUAAACCCCUGCUCUCUCUCCCUCCCCUUAAUUCCUCUUCUAAAAAUUUCACUCUACAGAGAAACCACAACAUAAAAUAAAUAUCCACGUAGUCCUGAUCAUUCAAUAUUUUCUCCAAUAUAAUGUCCUCAAGAUUAUUUUCUUCCAUCAUUCUUAUCAUCUUCAUUUUUUUCUCCAUCAACAAAGGCAUUUGUGGUGCUACUUUAAAUUUAAUAAACAGAUGCGACUACAACGUAUGGCCUGGAAUAUUAUCCAAUGCAGGUACUGACAAAUUGGAUAGUACCGGGUUCAUGCUUGCUCCGGGUGAUUCACGCGCAUUCCAAGCUCCACAACAAUGGUCUGGUCGGAUCUGGGGUCGAACCGGUUGUAAUUUCGACCCCAACACCGGUCAAGGAAAUUGUGCCACCGGCGAUUGUGGAUCGAACCAAAUGGAAUGUAAUGGGGCCGGAGCAACUCCCCCGGCCACCCUUGCAGAAUUCACUAUUUUCUCAGGGACAAAGCAAGAUUUCUACGACGUCAGCUUAGUUGACGGAUACAAUUUGCCAAUGGCGAUCCAGGCAGUUGGCGGGUCGGGUUCAUGCGAUACUACGGGUUGUGUGAAGGAUUUGAACCGAAUGUGCCCGAAUGAAUUACGGGUCGGGGAUGGGCAAGCAUGCAAGAGUGCAUGUGAAGCAUUUGGUACACCUGAAUACUGUUGCAGUGGCGCGUACGGUUCACCUUCCACUUGUAAGCCGUCAACGUAUUCAGCAAUGUUCAAAAAUGCGUGUCCAAAAUCGUAUAGCUACGCAUACGAUGAUCCUACGAGUACUUUUACGUGUACAGGAGCUGAUUAUACGAUUACAUUCUGCCCUUCAUUAACAAGUCAGAAAUCUUCAAGAGAUUCUUCAAUGCCUUUCAGCGGAAAUGGCGGGUCCGGACAAGGGUUUUCUAUCGGAAAUGGCGGGUCCGGUUCGGGUUCUAGUCCGCCGGAGGAUUCAUUUCCCUUUGGCAGUUCAUGGCUACCGGACUUUAUGACGGGGGACUCAUCACGAACAACAUUUUCUUAUUUUGACUCAACAAUGGCAUUUUUUGUUUUUUAUUUUCUUCACUUUUUAUUAACAUUUUCAUAGUCACGUUGAUUUCUCCAAUUCACUUUCAUGCACAUUUCCACAUUCAUGGAGCUGAUAAUUUUUAUUUUUAUUUUCGUAAAGCACAAAUUUUCAGAGUUUCACAUGUAUAGAGAUUUACAAUUUUUCAAUGUACUAAUUACCAUUUCAGUGUUCA
Lycium ferocissimum is the source of this 1266-nucleotide messenger RNA. RefSeq names its product thaumatin-like protein 1. The transcript is spliced from 4 exons. The coding region runs from base 126 to 1112 and encodes 328 amino acids. Gene Ontology annotation, cellular component: extracellular region. Gene Ontology annotation, biological process: defense response. The record is from RefSeq and is a predicted model, not a curated record. Lineage: Eukaryota; Viridiplantae; Streptophyta; Magnoliopsida; Solanales; Solanaceae.